Messenger RNA from Plasmodium berghei ANKA, 1530 nucleotides. Its product is annotated as protein farnesyltransferase subunit alpha, putative. Bases 1 to 1530 code for a protein of 509 amino acids. Gene Ontology annotation, biological process: protein farnesylation; protein geranylgeranylation. Gene Ontology annotation, cellular component: protein farnesyltransferase complex; CAAX-protein geranylgeranyltransferase complex; cytoplasm. The record is from RefSeq and is a predicted model, not a curated record. Gene Ontology annotation, molecular function: CAAX-protein geranylgeranyltransferase activity; protein farnesyltransferase activity. The transcript is spliced from 2 exons. Lineage: Eukaryota; Apicomplexa; Aconoidasida; Haemosporida; Plasmodiidae.
AUGGAAAAACUAAAUACAUACGCUAAAAAGUUUAAUAUUAAUUAUAGGGAAAGCUUGGAUGGCCUAAACGCCUCUCUUUUGAAUAAUCCUGUGUUCAAAUCAAUGGGAGGUAAAAAAUUUGAUAUUGAUAUGAAUGAUAUAGAAGAGGAAAUACAAAAACAUACAAUAAAUUUGGAACAUAUGUGUAACGAAAAUUGGUCAAAGAACACAUCAAAGAUAAAUAUAUUAAAUAUACAUUAUAGCGAUCAUCAGAAAUUACUUUAUUCUUUAUUAGCUUUUUUAAUAGAUAAUAAAAUUUAUUCCUUCAAAGGCUAUAUAAUAUCGUCAUUUGUAAUAAAAAUAAAUACUUCAUAUUAUAGCGCUUGGAUAUAUAGAAGGAAAUGUUUGAAAAAGUUAAAUUUAAAUUAUUUGAAUGAAUUAGAAUUCACGCGAUUUAUAAUUAGUGAAAAUAUAAAAAGCUUUCAAAGUUGGUAUCAUAGAAGAUGGCUAAUUGAAUAUAUUUAUAAAUAUAAUUUGAAAAAAAAAGGAAAAAAUCAUGACCAAAAAGAGAAAAACAAUGUUACACAAAUUGGGAAACAUGGGGACGAUGAAAUAGAGAAAAAUAUAUAUCGUAAUGUACACAAAAAUACGUGUAGUGACGAUGAUUUAUUUGAUGAUGAACAAAAUUUCUUAAGUAGUGAUGAAGAAAUUUGUAGCAUUCAUUCAUCAAAUGAGAGCUACCAUGAAAAUGCAUUUAUAAGCAAUUUCGAAGAUAGUGAUCUUGAUAUUGAGAAAGAAGACGUUUUACAUGAAAAUUUAAAAGACAUAAUUGAAAAUAGUACCUUUUUUAAAAACUCUUUACAUAAAAACGAAGAAAUUAAAAUUAAUAUUGAUGAAUUUUUAUACAAAGAAUUAUUAUACACCAAUUGCCACAUAUUUCUUGAUACAAAAAAUUAUAAUUCUUGGGCACAUAAAACUUGGCUAAUAAAUAAGUUUUCAAUGCUUACAAAAAAUAAAUAUAUUUAUGAUAAGUAUAAUAUAUUAUUACAUGAAUAUAAUUAUAUAAAUUAUUUUUUAAAAUGCGAUAUUUAUAAUAAUUCUGUAUGGGUAUAUAGACAUUUUAUUUUUACCAAAUUAAAACAUAUAAAAAAUAUAAAUAAAUUGGAAAAAGAAAUUAUAUUUUGCUUAAAUUAUGGUCAACAAUUUUACGACAAUGAAGCAUUAUUUAGCUACUUUAUCAACAUACUUUUAAAAUACAUAAAAUUAUGCCAAAGGAUAAGAAAAUUAUCGCCCAUUGUAUCAAAAACAAAUGAAGAAAUAACAUCUUUAGAGGAAACUAGUACAUAUGAUAUUUUUAAAAUACCCAUUGUUAAUUUUGUUAAAAAUAAUUUAACAAAAUUAGCAACAAAGUCAAAAUUUGUCUUGUUAUUUCUAGCUCAACUUUAUGCUUACAAUGGAUCUCACUAUGAAGAGGCGCAAUGCUAUAAAUAUCUCGAAAAAAACGAUAAUUUCAAUGAUUUUAUAUGGAGCAGUAAAAUUGAAGGAAUUUAA